CUAUGUCCUAAUAAAGUCAUGCUAUGAACUUGGCAUGCAUUUUUGUUAAUGCAGACAAGUAAACAUUAGUUAGGUUCCCAAAGCCAAUACCUGACUAAUCUGGAUAGAGAAGAUCGGGUAUGGUGAAUGCAUGGUUUAAUCAUUAAUGUUAUAUGGUGAGGAGUAGAUGUAGAGAUUUUAAUGAAGGAGACAUAUCAUCAAUGUGUAGACAAAUAGAUAAUUCCCUCUGUCAAAAAAUUAUUCCUCAAGAGAAGAAAGUAAAAUCCCCAUAAAUGGCUACUCUCAAACCAAAGGCUAUAUAGAGCUAGCCCAAUAGGCACAAAUAUAUAAGAAGGAGCUGAGCUGAACCUAUACGACUAUAUUAAUACAGAGGUCAGUUCAUUACAUUAUUUAUUCAAAACCAACUCCCUCUUCUUCUUCAUCUCUUUCAGAAUUCAGAUCAUCCCUUAUUUUUGGUUUUUCCAUUUCAUAUUUCACAAAUGAAGCUCUUCAUGCAGCUGAUCAGUACCAGGAGAUUCAUGGCAUGACAGAGAAUAGAGAUAUAAUUAUGAAGCUCACAGAUCACUAAAAUUCAGUAAGGAAGUUUCUACCAUUUGUUUAAUUUGUGUUCACCUCUGUGUGGUUCCAAGGUAUAGAAAUUUUUCUAUGUAAAAAAAAAGAAAAGGCUGCAAAUCAGAAAACAAUUUAUCCAACUGCACGCUUAUGAGUUAAAGUUCAUCUUUAGCAGUACUCAUCUCUUCUCCUUUACUCGCUUUCAAUGAAAGUUGUGAUAAUUCUUUUUCUAUAAAUAUUCUGUUCGAUUCCCAUAAAAAAAGGUGGAGUUUGUAGCUUUUGUUCUUCUCAUUCCUUGUUUAAUCUUAUCAAGGCUUCUUUCUUCCUCCAAAUAUUCUGAAAGAGCGCACCUUCCCAACCAACAAUCAAUCCCCUUUUGUGAAUUUCCACACACCCACACACACACACAAGAAAAAAGAACUCUUUUUUCGUGCUCUGUUUCUGAAACACAGACACCUCCGUUUCUUCAUAAUUUUAAUAGUAAAUUAUUGAGUUUUGAUAUUCCCUUCAAGUACUCCUUCUCGCUUAUUUAUAUGUGUAUUCUUGGCCUCUUCCUCUUGAACCACUUGCAAAUUCGCUUCUUGCAUACUUCAACUUCAAGCUUUCUGCUCUGUUUUAAAAGCAUUUCUGUUUCCCAAGAUCAAAUCUUGAAGAAGCUGUUUUACUUUGGAAGCUCGAGAUUCAGUUAAUACUAUCUCCUAGGGAAAGAGAACAAACAUUGAAGGGCUAGCUUGCUAGCUUGUGAUUAAAAGCAAACAUUAACCACAACCAGGUUUUCUUUUGGUUUAAACUCGUUACAUAAAGCCUUGUCUUUCUCGGUUUCUGAUGUUCAAAAUGGCUGUCAUUUAUUAUGACUUAAGAGCAUGUUUCUGUGUGUGCAUUUAUUUGGGAGCAGUAGAAUUGGUAAGCAUUUUUUUUUUUUUUAAGGAAGAAAAGAUGAGAGAAUAGGGUGGUGGUGAUGGGGUCAAUGUAAUCAGACUCUUUUUUUUUUUUUUUGGAGCCAUGCUGCUAGUAUGUCUGUCUGUGCAGACUCAUCAUUACAAUUGCUGUUUUAGUGUUUUUGGCAUUUUAUUCUUGACCAAACUUCUUCAUAUUUCAUCAUCAUCUUCUGCAACCUGUCUUUUCCAAUCUUACAGAGAUGGAUACAGAGAGAAUGUACAGGCACUAGUCUUUGCAUUUACUUUUUUACUCUAUUUUGAGCUCUGUUUCACGUGAUGGGUUGUUACGAUUUGUCUCUUUGAUUUGAUCAUCGAAGUAGUAUCAAUACAUUAAGACCUCAAUGUGUGAGCGUGUAAUUUGUACAACAGAUACUAUCUCAGCAUAAUGAGAACAUUUCUUUUCAUCCCCACAACAACACAAUGUACUGUCUUUUUUCAGAUCUUCAUUCUCUAUCCCUUUGACCUCUUCUACUAGGGAAUGAAAUGAACAGUUUUGUUUUUUUUUUGGAGGGAAUGAAACUCAAUUCAUGUUGUCGUGUGCCUUUCGAUAAAAAUGCACUACAGGAGCAAAGAUGUCCAUUUCGUACUUUGUUUGCACUUUGCAUUUGACAUCUAUCAGUCCAUUAUUACUAAAUAUAAAAUGGGGGUGUAGAAUAAAAGACACUUUUGCAGUGGUUCCGUCGUUUUCCUUCAGUGGCUCCUUUAUUGGCCAAUGGAUAUCAUAUGGUUUUGUCUCAACUCUGAAAUGACUUGCAUUCAAAACACAACACUGUUCGGGCUUGAAUUAUUCAAACACCCGUUUUAAUUUCUGAUCAAUUCUUAGUGUCAAUGUUACUGAAAAAUCAUCUUGUUAAUUGUCUCACUUUAUCCCACAAGAAAUGGGAAACUCUUGAAUCAGUUUUUACUGUAUACCUUUGAAACGUGAUCCUUUCCAGUUCAAAGUUGUCUUCUUUUUUUUUUUUGGGUUCAUGAAAAAAGCAGAGAUUUUUAACAUAAUGAGGUUAUAAUUUAGACAAAAAGGCUGUCCUAGCGCACCAUAGAACUUGAAAGAAGGAGAAAGGUGGGAUUGAAAUGAAAUGAAGGCUGCAAAUACAGUAACGCAGAGCACUAAUAAUAAUAUGGCUAGUGCGGCCGCAGUACGGAUAAAGCCUACAGUGGAGUGGGCCGUCUGAUCCAUCUUAUUCCUCUUUUUUUGACCAGUAAAACUCUCAUGUGUCCCCAUCACUUUUCAUCAUCUUGGUCUCUUGGGCUUGAGAUCCAAGUUCCAACCACUCAUUAGUUUUCCUUAGGAAAAUUUGCAAUUUUCUUCCCUCAGUUCUGGGAAGAAUAGUAUAUCAGUCUAUUAGAUAAUGAAUGGUAGCUUGGCUUGCCUCCUAUUUGUGUUAACAUGUUCUUCUGGGCUACCAAUAAAUACAUGCAUUCUGUGGUUUUGUGGGACAAUUUGCAGCUUUUGAUUCUGUAGAUUUUAUAGUUAUAGGAUUAGGCUUAUAGCUAACAUUACCAGGUGCCAAUUAGUUAUGAUUUAUGGCUAACAUUGAAUAUUUGAGUUGGGUCUCAAAAAAGUUCAAUAAAGUUGAUAACUUUAUCAGAAAAGAGUUUGCAAUUUAUGCAAAUCUAAUGAAACUCAUCAGGGUUAACAAAGGGAUGAGGGAAAAAUCCAGUGGUUCCAGCAAAUAUUACACAAUUUUCAAUGGGUUCUGAUAGGAUUGAUCUACUUAGAUUGUAGAGCUAGCUAUAACAAGAGAUGAGGGAUCCUGUUUCCUGCCUAGAGUUUAGGAGAUAAUCCCAAGAAUGAAAAUCCGUUAUUGUUAACAGCAUUAAGUAGACAGCUGAUUUUGUCUCUUCUUUCCAUCUUAGCGUGUAUGUUUUGUCCCUUCUUAGCAGUUUUCUUUUCUUGGUCAAAUUUGGCCAUGUUUUUCUUCACAUGAUUCAGCUGUUAGUAGCUCACACCAUCACGUUUUUUCCCCCUCUAUUCCCGUCUUCCGUUACAAUAUCGUUGGACUAAUUGCACUAACUUCACAGUCUUUGAUGAAUUUCUUUGUUGAUAAUUUGUUGGUUAAAACAAAUUGUUGAAGACUAUCAAUCCUGUUUCUUAUACAAAGUUGUAAUCGGAUGGUAACUGAUGUACAAUUUCCUGUUCUUUUUAUCCCUGUUCUUCUUAUUGAUCCUUUUGCAAACAUAUGACUUUUGGUUACUGGAGAAAGUUCCAUCUUUUUGUUGCACUUUGCUGCUGAUAGUCUCUCGUCUGCAUGGUUGCAUGGCCCUGUUUAUCAUCACUUUUUGGCUUAAAACUUUCAACCAGAAUCAAAGUGGUCUAUUGAGACAGAAUAUUCAAAUUUUGAUGCUUUUCCUCUACUUUUAACAUCUUUCUUCCCGCAUGCUUUAUUAAAGUUACUUGCAUGCCUCCACAAAGUUGCAUGCCUGCAAAGCUCAAAUCAUUCAAACUUAUCCAGCAUUCUUCUUCUUCAUUUAUGUAUUUGAUUUGCACCAAACUGCAGUUUGUGAAAACUGCUAUAGUUAACAGCUCCGCUUCAGUCUUAUAACUAUAUACAUUUGUUAUCGUCUGUAGGCGAUCUCAAAUCUCCAAUAUGCCUCAAUGUCAGAGAAAUAAGCAACCUAUGCAGAAGCAUCUCAUUUCACGUACCCCGUUACAGGAAACCAUGAAUCAAAAUGCACAAUCCUUAAUUUUGCAACCUUAUGAUGAAGAUAGCGGUGAAGUUCAUAAGAGCAGUGUUGCAAAGAGAAGGAGAAGGAGAAGAGGAAAAGGGACACAGUUAACAAAGAAGAUCGAGGAUGUAACAGCUGAACCUGGUGUUAUAACCUCUACUUCUUCAGAGAAAAACCUGUCAUUUCCUCUUAGGCCAGGAUACGGCAGUUUGGGUUCCAAAUGUGUUGUAAAAGCCAACCAUUUCAUUGCUGAAAUAUCAGAAAAGAACUUGUGCCAUUACAGUGUAGGAUGUUAUUCUGAUGCAGUAAUGUGAUGUUGAAAAAUGUUUCCGCCUGCCAAAAUGACAGCUUGUAAAUGUUCAAUCUGUGCAGGUGUUGAUAACUCCAGAAACCAAUUCAACGACUAUGAACAAAGCUAUCAUGAAACAAUUGGUGAAACUUCAUGGGGAUAAGGAAUUAGGGAAGAUGCUCCCCGUUUAUGAUGGAAGAACAGCCCUUUACACAGCUGGAUACUUGCCCUUUUCCUCAAAAGACUUCACUGUAUCUCUCAUGGAUAUUGAUGAGUGCAUAAACACUAAAAAGGAACAAAGAUAUAUAGUGACUAUUAAGUUCAUCUCUCAAGCUAACAUGCUGCCUCUGCACAAACUUAUUUCUGGAAAUCAAGUAGAGACCAAUGCGCAAGCCCUCAAGAUAAUGGAUAUUGUGUUGAGGGAGCUUGCAUCACAAAGAUAUGUGUCAGUUGGGAGAUUCUUCUAUUCUCCUAGUCUUAAGAGACCUCAGUCACUUGGUAAUGGAUUACAAUCUUGGAGAGGCUUCUACCAGAGCAUAAAACCUACCCAAAUGGGAUUUUCAUUGAACAUUGACAUGUCAUCGACUGCAUUUAUUGAACCACUUCCUGUUGUUGAAUUUGUUGCUCAAGUAUUGGGGCGAGAUGUUACCUCACGACCAUUGUCUGAUGCUGAUCGAGUAAAGGUGAAAAAAGCUCUUAGAGGUGUCAAAGUUGAAGUUACACACAGGAAAAAUAUGCGAAGGAAAUACAGGAUAAUAGGAUUGACUUCACAGCCAACCAGGGAACUGAUUUUUCCAGUUGAUGAGGAAAAGAACAUGAAAUCUGUCAUCGAGUACUUUCAAGAGGUCUAUGGCUUUACUAUCCAACAUGCCCAUCUGCCUUGCCUUCAAGUAGGAAGCCAAAAGAAAGUGAACUACUUGCCAAUGGAGGCCUGUAAGAUAGUUGCGGGACAGAGGUAUACUAAAAGGCUGAAUGACAAGCAGAUAACUUCCCUGUUGAAGUUCUCAUGCCAAAGACCUCAAGAACAAGAAUCAGAUGUUUUGCAGACUGUUCGCCAAAAUGAUUAUAAGCAAGAUCCUCUGGCCAAGGAAUUUGGAAUCAGUAUUGAUGACAACCUUGCAUCAGUCGAGGCUCGAGUUCUUCCAGCUCCCUGGUUGAAGUACAAUGAUACUGGAAAAGAGAAAGAAUAUCUUCCUCAGCUAGGUCAGUGGAAUAUGAUAAAUAAGAAAGUGAUCAACGGUGGGACUGUUAAUUAUUGGGCAUGCAUAAACUUUUCUCGAAGUGUCCAAGAGAGUGCUGCUUCUAGUUUUUGUCAACAGCUUGCCCAGAUGUGCCAAGUCUCAGGAAUGGAAUUCAAUUGUGAUCCUGUAAUUCCAAUCUAUUCCGCUCGACCUGAUCAAGUGAAGAAGGCUCUGGCUUAUGUUUAUAAUGCAGCAGCAAACAAAUCAGGAGGAAAGGAGUUAGAGUUGCUCAUUGCUAUUCUUCCUGACAACAAUGGCUCUCUGUAUGGGGACUUGAAGCGAAUUUGUGAAACUGAUUUGGGGCUGAUCUCUCAGUGCUGCCUUACAAAGCAUGUCCUAAAAGUUAACAAACAGUAUCUGUCUAAUGUAUCUCUCAAGAUCAAUGUUAAGAUGGGAGGCCGAAAUACUGUGCUUUUAGAUGCCUUGAGAUGGAAAAUUCCUCUUGUGAGUGACAUCCCAACCAUUAUAUUUGGUGCCGAUGUUACUCAUCCUGAGUGUGGUGAGGAGAAUAGCCCGUCUAUAGCCGCUGUUGUGGCUUCACAAGACUGGCCAGAAGUUACCAGAUAUGCAGGGCUAGUAUGCGCUCAACCUCGUAGGCAAGAACUUAUUCAGGAUCUGUAUAGAACCUGGAAAGAUCCUCAGCGAGGGACACUGUCUGGAGGCAUGAUCAGAGAGCUCCUGCUGUCAUUCAAGAAGUCCACUGGACAGAAACCGCUCAGACUAAUAUUCUACAGGGAUGGAGUCAGUGAUGGGCAAUUUUAUCAGGUUUUACUGUAUGAGCUUGAUGCAAUUCGCAAGGCAUGUGCUUCACUUGAGCCAAACUAUCAGCCUCCAGUAACUUUCAUUGUUGUCCAGAAACGCCACCAUACACGGCUUUAUGCAAAUAACCACCACGACAGAAGUAGCACUGACAAGAGUGGGAAUAUCUUACCUGGUACCGUGGUGGAUACUAAGAUAUGUCAUCCUACCGAAUUCGACUUUUAUCUGUGCAGUCAUGCUGGAAUUCAGGGAACUAGUAGACCGGCGCAUUAUCAUGUUCUUUGGGAUGAGAACAAUUUUACAGCAGACGAAAUCCAAUCCCUUACCAAUAACCUGUGUUACACGUAUGCUCGGUGUACUCGGUCCGUCUCUGUAGUGCCUCCUGCAUAUUAUGCACAUUUGGCAGCGUAUAGAGCUAGGUUUUACAUGGAUCCUGAGGCUCAGCCAACGGGAAAUUCAGCAGUGCGGCCGCUUCCGCCGCUGAAAGAGAGAGUGAAAAAUGUAAUGUUUUAUUGUUGAAGUUGUACUGGGGGGUGGAAAGCAGGGGCAAAAGAAGAAGUGAAAUUUUGAGCCAUGAUAGUUAACACAUGAAUUGGCCUCCUGUAAAUUAUCGAUGGGAAAGAAAAAAGAUCUGCAUGUUUAGUGUUUAUAGUGUAAAUUAUUUAGGCGCCCUAAAAAGCUACAGUUUUGUUUUUGUUCUUCUCAUUCCAUCCAAGCUAGUAUCAAGUCAAGUUGGCUUAAUUCUAGUACUCCCUCCGUCCCAAAUUUAUUGUACAGUUUGGAUUUUUAAUUUUAAUUCAAUUUGUAUUAAAAAUGAAAACUCAAACAGAAUAAUAAUUUUGGGACGGAGGGAGUACAAAUUAAGAUGUUAUGAUCACAAAAUAAUCCAGAAAUGAAUUCGCAACAAAUCAGGAAACAGUUUAUUCUUUGUUUUCAACACAUUGUCUGACGAGUGGCCUGAUUGAUUACAUGGUGAAUUUUGAAGAACACUCAUCAAAUCUAUGAUAGUGAUCAAUAUUUUCCACUCAGAAAAUGAGAAAAAAGAAAAAUAAAAGAAGAAGAAGAAGAAGAAGCAGACAAAGGAAAGGAACAGAAAAG
Molecule: messenger RNA, 7544 nt
Organism: Oldenlandia corymbosa var. corymbosa
Lineage: Eukaryota; Viridiplantae; Streptophyta; Magnoliopsida; Gentianales; Rubiaceae
Source: the annotation of a GenBank genome assembly